GAAGAGCGUCGCGCCCCCAUCCCCUCCUCCCCGUGGCGGCGGCGGCGGCGGCGAGCCGGCGACUUCCCGCCGCCAUGUCGGCCUGCGGCUACCACUCCCCGCGCUUCUCCGAGGACAUUGCCUUUCUCCCUCAAUGGCUACAGCCGCAUCGGCCGCUGGCGGUUGGCGAGCACGGGAAGGACAGCGCCGCCGUUUCGUCGCCGUCUUGUGUGAAUUGCGCGUUUAUCGGAGGCCCUGCACAAGAGCAACAUAGUUGUCUGAACACCAUGGUGAAUGCUGCUAGUUGCAGUGGGUUUAGCUUGCACUUGUCGGGGGAUGAGGGCACGCCUACUGGAACUACUCCUAGCAAUGGCAAUGUAGUGCCUUUCUCUCUGCAUCUUUCUUCAGAAAGUACUUCAAAACUAUCCUCAACUCAAGCCAAUGGUCUAAACUCUGUUACAUGCAAAGAUGUGUUAGGUGGCUUUUGUAUUGAUGACCAAGCACAAGAGAUCAAGACAGUGCCGCAAAAUCAAUCGGAAGCCAAAGACCUUCGAGAAAUUUGUAAAAUGUCUAGCGAGGAAAUCAAUAAAACAUGUGAUUCAAAAGGACAUAGAAGACAGCAACUGUCUGGACGAAAGGUUGAUGUUCGGAAACUCCGUAGCGCGGAUGUGAAUGAUGCAGUUGAACUAUCAAUCGCUGCCUCUGAAGCCAUGGUUAUUGCGGAAAUGAUACUUCUUGAUUCUCAGUCUGAUAAACUAGCUACAGCUUCCUUAGAAGCUGCUCUACAUGUGAAAGAAGCUCGGAAACAGUGUUUUCUUGAGGAGCUAGAACAUUCUUGUGGAUCCUCUGAAAGUGAUCUGGAUGAGACUGAUAGGCUUUCAGAAUUAGAUGAGACUGAAAUGCUCGAUGCAUUUCAAGAUGUUGGCCUAUCUCUUGUUCAAACUGCUUGUGCAUCUCAAGGUCAGAACAUAAGUGGCCUGAAACAGGAAAUCUCUCACGCUAGUUCUCACCCUUGUGAUGCAGAAGCUCACGUAUUAGAGAGCUCUCCUGAGAAGCAAAAUAUUAGAUGGAACAGCCAUGAUGCUGAUACUAAUGACCAUGUAUCUGAUUCUUUAGCAAGUCACAAUAAGGAAGGUGGAGUAGUUGCUGUGCAGACAAAUGUUGGUACAAGGAAGCAUGUAAAGGGAUUAUUCAAUAAAGAAACUAGCUUCAUUUCUGAGUCAAUGGAUGGCAUGGAUGAGUUCCCUUCUCCAUCUAGAAUUGCUUCCAUGGAAAUGGCUGCAUCUUCAAGAGCUUCUUUUCUCCACAAAAUUAAAGGUUCUUGUGAGGAAAACCAAGGUGCUGAAGCUGCACAGUUGUGCUCUCAAGUUGUAUGUUCAAACUUGUCACUUGUGGAUCCUCUUUGUUCCAUUGUUCCAUGUAGUAUAUCUUUCAACGAAGGCCCCCCUAGUCAGGCCCCUGAAUGCAUACAGAGUAAAGGGGAUAAAGAAUUGAUCAGCACCAAAGAAUUUCCAUCAAAGCAAGAUCUGGAGGGAGAAGCUGGUCCAUCUUGCACACCAGUAUCUAAUAUUCUGCUCAGGCGAAGGAAAUACAGUUCUCUCAGACCUUUUAGCACAAUAGCACCCAGACCAUAUGUAUCAAAAAGUACUGAACCUCAUAAUGAUGUUGAUGAGGCAGUUUGUCAGCAGGGAAGUUUUGCAGCAGUAACUUUAAAUAAAAAGAUACGACGUGUGCAAGCCUCUAAAGUAUGUGUAGAAAAUAAUUUUGAAGCUGGAAAUUUGCACGAAUUUUCUAAGGUUCUAAAGAAUCCAUCUUAUGCUCAGGGGGUCAGUGAGCAUCAAAACAGUAUGAAGAGUCUUAAAAGAAAGAAAGCCCAAUUUUCAGAAGCUAAAAUUAGUACCAGGAAAACCAAGAAUAUUAGAAGGACGCAGACUAAAUCUCGAUUCAGCUGGUCAGAUAGCAGACUCAUUGACACAAUCGAACCCAGGGAGUACAUUGAUAAUAAAGAAGCCCUAUUUCAUGGACUGGAUUUUUUGUUGACUGGAUUUCAGAGUCACAAGGAAAAGGAAAUUGAGCCAUUGAUCCGAAAAUUUGGAGGCUAUGUUCUUUCUAGAGUGCCAUCCUGUCCACUUGAUAAAAGAAGCAAGCUGGCAGAGCUUGCUAGGUGCAAGCCUCCCAUUGUUCUUUCUCCUAAAAAGGUAUCAACGGCUAAGUUCUUAUAUGGCUGUGCUAUCAACUCCUGGAUUUUGAAUCCCAGUUGGCUUUUUGAUUCUAUUCAAGCUGGUGUCAUGUUGCCACCUGGAAAGUAUUUUAUUCGACAAGUGCAUUCAAUGCAGGGUAUUUCAAUGUUUGACCAGUCACUGCACCUAAGAAAGAAUACAUUGUUAUUUGAUGGGGUAGGAUUCUUAAUCCUUGGAAAAAUCAGCUUCUGUUCCAAAUUUUCCAACGUUAUCAAGCAUGGAGGUGGCCAAGUUUUUGCAUCUCUUCAGGGAUUAGUUCAAAGCUUGAAGGAUAGAAGCUCUUCACAUGGAAUCAUUCUCGUAGCAAGUGAGGCGAGCGCAUCACGCCAUCUAAGCUAUUGUGGGCUUGAGCAUGACAUAAAAACAGCGGUUCGUUGAAUUUUGAAUCCGGCGAGCUGGGUCAUUGGCAGUCUAUAUUCUGGUAAACUGAUUCCUCUGAAGAAAGAUCGAUGUGCCUCAUUCCGCAAAAUCAAGAUGCCAUCAUUCCAACAACCGCAAGCAUUUGACAUGAGCCAAGAAAUUUGAUGAUUCAGAUCUGUUGCUUAGCUACCAUCACAUAAGAAACUGACCAAUUCUUACUGAUACAUACUUACCAGGGAUCCAGUAUCCUCUUUCUGCAACAGUUUUCAAGAGCAUGUGUGAUAAUGGGACUCAUCUGUGGUGCGCUCAUGCUGAUGCUUAUCGCUGGCAACCUUUGGAGUGUGGAGUGCCAUAUAUCCAUUUUUCUCUUUCCAAAUACCAAAAGGCGACUGAUGUCAAAGCAUCUCGAGAAAUAUAUGGUUGACUGCUAACUUGAAAUAUGCCAGGUCAUGUUUCACUUGAAAUAUAUCCAUACUGUCUCUUUCACUGGGGAAUGUUGUUCAUUUCUGAAGAUCAUGUUAUUCUGGGGAGUGUUGUUCGUUUCUGAAGACGUGAAGAUCAUGAUAUUGUUGUAAAUGCAACAGUUUUUCUCAUUCGUACACUUGGCCCGGAAAAAAAAAUCAUGAUAUUCAGGGUAGAGAAUGUUUCUGUUUGUUGUCUGUUGUAAUUUGUAAAUACGGAUACCUGAGAAAACACACCUCUCACUUGCAAUAUCGAGUGAUUCGCAUAUCUAUCAUGCCAUCAAAAUUGGAAGGCAUCGAUUAUAGUGUUUUUAA
Molecule: messenger RNA, 3355 nt
Organism: Oryza sativa Japonica Group (Japanese rice)
Lineage: Eukaryota; Viridiplantae; Streptophyta; Magnoliopsida; Poales; Poaceae
Biological process (GO): positive regulation of transcription by RNA polymerase II; DNA damage checkpoint signaling
Cellular component (GO): nucleus
Molecular function (GO): histone binding
Source: RefSeq, a predicted model, not a curated record